This is a messenger RNA of Fraxinus pennsylvanica, 1227 nucleotides long. The record is from the annotation of a GenBank genome assembly. NCBI's taxonomy places the organism in Eukaryota, Viridiplantae, Streptophyta, Magnoliopsida, Lamiales, Oleaceae.
AUGUCACGGACGAUGAAGGGAGAGCAAAUGGAAUCAAUUAUUCAGACCCCGACAGCCUCCUCCGCCGUGACUACCUCCACAGUUUCUAAUGAAGUUCCCCCUUUCCAGCUCCUCGAAAUUAGCCUCAUAUCUGCCCAAAACCUGGCUCCUAUCUCCAAAUCCAUGCGCACCUAUGCCGUUACAUGGGUUCAUCCUGGCAGGAAACUUACCACGAGGACUGAUCAACAGGGACAGACAAAUCCUACAUGGAACGAUAAAUUUGCUUUUCGUGUUGAAAAUGAAUUCCUGUUUUCGGACAAUGCAGCUGUAAAUGUGGAGAUAUACAAUGUUUCAUGGUUUUGUGAUGUUCUUGUCGGCAUAGUACGUGUUCCUGUUGGUGACCUCAUUGCCCCGUCAGAAUCAAGCAGUUCCAAGAACACGAGGUUCGUUGCUCUUCAGGUUCGUCGUCCAUCAGGUAGCCCACAAGGUAUACUCAACAUGGGCGUUUCUCUUCUUGACAGCAGCAUGAAAAGUAUGCCAUUAAGUAGCCAUGUGAACUCCUGCGUCGAGGAUUCUCCUGAUGGUAUACAGAAAGAAAUGAACAAUCCGAAUGAUCUGCAACAGAAAAAUGGCGAUCAAGAGGAAGAAGACAGUGAUUUAAACGCUAAAAUCCAAUUCUGGCGCUCUGUGGCUGAAGGUUCCGAGUCUAAUCAUGGGGAAUUUCCAGUAAAACCAGGCUCUAUAUGUAAUGGCUCACUUGUCGAUGAAUCAGCAUGCAAUAGUUCAAUGGUAAAUGGUUCAGAAUUAUGUUCAGAUAUUGGCCCUUCAGCGUCAGUUGUAGCUGCGGAAUUAGCCAAGAAAAACGAGCCACCACAACAGGAUGCGCCACCAUCAAAGCCCAAAAAGAAACCGUAUAAAACUGCAGAAAUUCAAGAUACAGAAAGCUCGAUCUUGGAAGAAUUGACAUUUGAAGAAGCUGCUGCAAAAGGGUUUAAGUUUACUUCAAGUGGAGAGAGGUGGCAGAAUGAGGGAUCGAGAAGGUAUGAAUAUAGGCCUCGAUCAUCUAUUUGUGGAGGACAUUCCAGGAGAGAUUCAGAUGGAGGCUUGUUUUCUUGCUUUGGAAAUGCUUAUGGGAUUGAGUUUACAAUUGUGUGUGGGGCUGGAAAUGACAGCAACAAAGGCAGCAGCAAAAAACUCAAUACUACAAAGAGUAGGAAAAAGAGGUCUAAUAAGGCCAAUUCAGUUUAG